Paramuricea clavata is the source of this 1530-nucleotide messenger RNA. The record is from the annotation of a GenBank genome assembly. NCBI's taxonomy places the organism in Eukaryota, Metazoa, Cnidaria, Anthozoa, Malacalcyonacea, Plexauridae.
AUGCAAGCUCUUGGUCUUUUUUCUCGUCGUGCUAUUCUUGGUCGCUCCAACAAGAGUACUGUGGUUUUGGAGAAGAUUGCGAAGGAAAACUCCCUAAACAGAACUGGUUCUGUCAACUUUAACAAGUAUGGAAAGCAAGACAAUAUUGGUUUCUCGUCUUGUAGCGAGAAAUUCGUGGACAACUUUCUGCUUUACGUCUACGUUCCCGAUUAUUUCGUGACUUCGAAGAAGACCUAUACAGAAGUUGGUCCAGUUAACAAACAUAUUCGAGAUAUGCUCGACCGCUAUGGCUUGCAAAAAUGUAAAGUCAAAGCUAUCGCCUUGUCAUUCCUUAAGGAAGACUUAAAACCAGAAGAUUUGGAUAAAGUCUACGGUCGUCUUAAAUCCAGAGAAACUGACGAAACUGUCUAUUACGCACAAGAGUUUAAAAUUGCGUGUGCGGACAAGAAAUACUGUAAAGUUCUCGAAUUCCUAAGAACCGACGAGUACAGGAUAAGAAAUAUAUUCCUAAAAGAUAUUGACGUCACAAUGGAUUACUCUGGUAGUUUAGACAAGGACGAAGUAACCGAGUACUUGACAACGAAGAAAGGUUUUCGCAUCCAAGGUAGUGUAAAAGAUGCAGACAGAACAAUACUGGAUUAUUAUCCGACCAGGUUAGAAAUAACUGCCUCACAUACAUGGAAACUGUGGAUGGUCUGACAAAUAUCCAAAAUUCACGCGCGUUAAAAACUAGAAUUAAAGAAAACAGACAUGCAAUCGACACAAUGGAUGCAAAUUCCCAACUGGCUCAACACCAUUUACUCACAUAACAUUGCAAGCAUAACAUUGACCUAGAAACAGUUCAAAUUGUUGAUCGAUGCGAACAAUGGUCCCAAUGGCUUUUUCUCGAGGCAUGGCAUUUGGAACAUGAACCAACAUCACUAUUGAUGUAUAUGUAUAUAUUGUGUUAAUGUUGGACAAAGCGGGACAUCAGGAGCGAUGGGGGAUAGCUAAAAAGAGCGGGAAUAGACGGAGAAAGAAGAAAACAUUACAUUGUAUACUAUGGGUUGAUAUUAUUAAAAGAAACGAACAAACCAGUUUAUAUUUGGCGACUAGGAUUAAAAAAAUCACUUAUCCUGACACUGACUACGUCACAAUCAGAUAUAUACAACUACAAAGCACCAAAAGCUGAAAUACCGACCAAUAUGGCGGCCACGACGAGCACUUCAACAGUAUAUUUCGACCCUGAUCUUCAUCCAAACGACACUUUACGGGCUUUUGACGAAUUUAUCCAGAGCUUCGAGCUCCGAUAUGAUGCACAAUAUCCUGAUCCUCCUAAAAAAUAAUGCAAAUUUCAAUGCUGCUCGUGAUCAUCUCUUGUACGUCCCUCUUCACUUCGGCGUAACUGAUGAGGCUGAUAUUGAUGAAUGCUGGAAAGUUUGGAAAGACUUAUUUCUUACAGCUAUAGAUCAGUUUGUGCCCAAGAAAACAGUUUUGGAUACCAACACGGCUCCUUGGGAUAGACCGGGAAGUAAAGCAUCUGAUCAAUAA